UCAUUUCUACCUUCUUUUCGUUUUCGAUUUGAUUUUGUUUCAUUCUCCUCUAUUAAAUCACCACACUAAACCCCUCCAUCUCUUCAACCACUUCUAACCACCGGCAUUUCCUCCUCCACCAAUCAAGCAAUCAGCGCCGCCGUUUUUUUCACACACCCAACACACAGUGCAUGCGCCGCCAACAAUGUCAAGAGUCGUAUCUCUCUCCCCAAUCCGCGACACUCUCCCCUUCUACAACAGAAGAGAAGCCGAGAUGGAAAUUAACACAUCCCCACGCGCCGCCGCACGCGCCUCCACCACACUCGGCCAGCUCCUGCAAUGUGUCGGUGAUGCGCGGAAGGAAGCCGCCGGCGACAAGACCCCGGUCCACCACGUGCUCGAGAUGGCCACCGAGGAGCCACGGACGAUCCCCUUCGUCCUCGCCUUCAGCCAUCUCACGUACAGCGUGAAGUCCCCACGCGCCGCCGCGGAUACCAAAGUUGUACUCGAUGACAUCUCCGGCGAGGCGCGUGAUGGAGAAAUCAUGGCGGUCAUGGGCGCGUCGGGUUCCGGAAAGUCGACUUUGAUCGACGCCCUGGCGAACCGGAUGGCGAAGGGGAGCUUGCGCGGCUCGGUCACGCUCAACGGCGAGGUGCUCGAGUCGAAAAUGUCGAAAGUCAUCUCGGCUUACGUGAUGCAAGACGAUUUACUGUUCCCGAUGCUCACCGUGGAGGAAACCCUAACGUUCGCGGCAGAGUUCCGUCUGCCGCGGACGCUCUCCAAGUCGAAGAAGAAGCUCCGCGUCGAGGCGCUGAUCGACCAGCUCGGGCUCCGGAGCGCCGCAAGGACCGUCAUCGGGGACGAGGGCCACCGCGGCGUCUCCGGCGGCGAGAGGCGGCGCGUGUCGAUCGGAACCGACAUCAUCCACGAUCCGAUCGUGCUUUUUCUCGACGAGCCGACGUCGGGGCUCGAUUCGACGAGCGCGUUCAUGGUGGUGAAGGUUCUGCAGCGGAUCGCGAGGAGCGGAAGCAUCGUGAUCAUGUCGAUUCAUCAACCUAGCUCGAGGAUCAUGGGAUUGCUCGAUCGAAUGAUCUUCCUUUCGCGCGGGAAAACCGUCUUCAACGGCUCGCCGGAGAAUCUGCCGGUUUUCUUCUCCGAUUUCGGCCAAUCGAUUCCGGAAAACGAGAAUCGGACUGAAUUCGCUCUCGAUUUCAUCAGAGAAUUAGAAGGAUCCGAAAGCGGAACAAAAAGCCUCGUUGAAUUCAAUAAAUCAUGGCAAAACAUCGAUCAACAACAUCACCAUCAAUCGAUCCAAAAUUCACCGAAUUUAUCGCUGAAGGAGGCAAUCAGCGCUAGCAUUUCUCGAGGAAAGCUAGUCUCCGGCGCCACCGCCACCGCAUCCGCCGGAUCCGCAAUGGUGCCGACGUUCGCGAACCCUAUGUGGAUCGAAUUAGCCGUUCUCUCAAAGCGAUCCUUCAUGAACUCGCGGCGGAUGCCGGAGCUCUUCGGCGUCCGCCUCGCCGCGGUGGUGGUGACCGGAUUCAUCCUCGCCACCAUGUUCUGGCGCCUCGACAACUCCCCGAAAGGCGUCCAGGAGCGCCUCGGCUUCUUCGCCUUCGCAAUGUCGACGACGUUCUACACUUGCGCCGAUGCGCUGCCGGUUUUUCUACAGGAGCGCUACAUAUUCAUGAGAGAGACCGCGUACAACGCAUACCGGCGAUCGUCGUAUGUUUUAUCGCACUCGCUCGUGUCGAUUCCGCCGCUGGUGUUUUUGUCCCUCGCCUUCGCCGUGAUCACAUUUUGGGCGGUGGGGCUCGACGGCGAUUUUGUAUUUUAUUUUUUGAUAAUUUUGGCUUCGUUUUGGGCGGGGAGCUCGUUCGUGACGUUUCUCUCCGGCGUGGUGCCGCACGUGAUGCUAGGGUACGUGAUUGUGGUGGCGAUUCUCGCGUAUUUCCUUCUCUUCAGCGGAUUCUUCAUCAAUCGAGAUCGGAUUCCGGUGUAUUGGAUCUGGUUUCAUUAUAUCUCGCUAGUGAAGUAUCCGUACGAGGCGGUGCUGCAGAAUGAGUUCGCCAACGCGGCGAAGUGCUUUGUGAGGGGGGCGCAGAUCUUCGACGGGACGCCGCUGGCGGCGGUGCCGGAGGAGAUGAAGGUGAAGCUGCUGGACAGCAUGAGCGGGACGCUGGGGGUGAGGAUCGGCGCCGGGACGUGCGUGACCACGGGGGCGGACAUACUGAGGCAGCAGAGCGUGGAGGAUCUCGGGAAGUGGAGCUGCCUGCUGGUGACGGUGGCGUGGGGGUUCUUCUUCAGAUCGCUCUUCUUCGUGUCGCUGCUGAUCGGGAGCAAGAACAAGAGGAGGUGAUAAUGAUGGCGGUGGUGGAGGUGGAGGAGAUGAUUUGAGGAUUUGGCGGGAAAAUUGGAAAAUGUGUUUGAUUUGAAAGGGGCCGGAUUUGAAUUUGUAUUUUGUUUUUUUUUUUAAUUGUAUUUGUGGAAUUUUUCAUCAGUCUUAGCUUGCGAGUUAAAGAAACAAAAACAAGAUAAAUUUGUGAUGA
Salvia hispanica is the source of this 2528-nucleotide messenger RNA. Lineage: Eukaryota; Viridiplantae; Streptophyta; Magnoliopsida; Lamiales; Lamiaceae. The record is from RefSeq and is a predicted model, not a curated record.